UGAUGACGUCAUUCCUUGACAACGAGCCAGCGCAGCGCGACCUAGCAACCGGUUCCCUGCGUCUCAAGAAACUUGCAACGUGCCAACAAUGGAUGAGACCCUGAAACCUUUGAAAGUUCCUCCUCAGAUGAGCUACUACGCUGAUAAACACAACCUGUCCUACCUGAUGCAGAGCCUCGUGGCUUCUCUGGUGACCAGCCAGCCUGACGACCCGAUCUCCCACCUCAUCGACCUGCUGAAGAGCAGCAACAUGAGCAUUCCCAGGGUGGUGCUGCUUGGGCCGCCUGCUGUUGGAAAACACACUCUGGCAAGACAUCUGAGCGUCCAGCUGGAAGCCGUCCAUGUGACCACAGAGACUUUACUGCCAGACCAAUCAGAGCUUAGCACACUCAGUGAACAGGGUUUUGCUGAGCUACUUGUCCAGCUGGUCCAACAGAGACUGAAGCAGCCUGACUGUGUCCACCAGGGCUGGAUUCUGGUUGGGAUCCCGCAGACCCGUCUGCAGGCUCUGCUCCUCCAGCAGGCUGGGAUAAUUCCAGAACAUGUUGUUCUACUAGUCGCACCGACUAACGUCCUGCUGACGCGGAACCAGAGAAGGUCCGUCGACCUGCAGACAGACAGCAACCGUACCUCUAUCAGGUCAGCUGAUGACAUCAUCGCUGGGCACCAGGAGAGGGGUGGUUUGUCAGAGGAGCAGCUAUUGGCCAAGCUGCAGCUCUUCCACUGUGAGGUCACAGGUCUGAGGUCAGCCUAUCGACACAUCCUGAAGGUCAUUGAUGGAAACCAGCUAGACACCGUCAUCUACCUACAAGCACUGGCUUUCAUCCAAACUCACCAUCACUUCAGAACUCCCAGAAUCCUCCUGAUGGGCCCGCCUGGUUCUGGUAAAAGUCAUCAGGCCAAGCUGUUGUCGGAGAAGUACAAGAUGACUGACGUAUGUUGUAGUCGACUGCUGAGGUCUGUAGCAGCUAAUGGUUCUGGUCUGGGAGCGGAGAUCCAGCAGUACCUGGAAAACGAACAGUCUGUUCCAGACUCCCUGGUGCUGCAGGCUGUGGAGCAGCGUCUCAGCCAAGUGGACUGCAGCAGUAGAGGAUGGGUUCUGCACGGGUUUCCAUAUAACCUGCAUCAAGCCAGGAACCUGCGGGGGUUCCAGCACCAGCCUAACAGGGUGUUCUUCCUGGAGGUGACGGAUGAUGUUUGUUUGGAACGUACCACUCUGAGAAGGACAGACUGGGUCAGCGGGGAGAGGUACCACACCGUGACUCGACCGCCUCAGACAGCGGUCCAAAACAGACUGCAGGCAGCGCCGGACGACAGCGCUGAAGUUAUGAGGGAGAGGCUGGAACGAUACAGGGCCGAGUCAGCUGGCCUUCAGUCUGUGUUUCCAGAUGCGUUUCGCAUCGACGCGGCUCAGAAGUCUCACAAUGUGUUCGAGGCUCUGGAGCGCCGCCUGAACACCAACUAACAGCCGGGCCUGUCUGGACCCACCUGGUCUCACCUGCACCUGCCUGGACAGGAAGAUUAUCUGUGAUUUAAUGCAUGAAUCUAUUUGUUUGUUUGUUUUUGAAAUAAACAAGUUGUGGUUCUGUUG
This is a messenger RNA of Nothobranchius furzeri (turquoise killifish), 1591 nucleotides long. It is a transcript of the gene ak8, whose product is annotated as adenylate kinase 8. NCBI's taxonomy places the organism in Eukaryota, Metazoa, Chordata, Actinopteri, Cyprinodontiformes, Nothobranchiidae. Gene Ontology annotation, molecular function: ATP binding; AMP kinase activity; nucleoside diphosphate kinase activity. The record is from RefSeq and is a predicted model, not a curated record. Gene Ontology annotation, biological process: nucleobase-containing compound metabolic process. Gene Ontology annotation, cellular component: cytoplasm.